Molecule: messenger RNA, 5750 nt
Organism: Trichomycterus rosablanca
Lineage: Eukaryota; Metazoa; Chordata; Actinopteri; Siluriformes; Trichomycteridae
Product: nuclear receptor coactivator 3-like
Exons: 21
Coding region: 175-4359 (1394 amino acids)
Biological process (GO): cellular response to hormone stimulus; positive regulation of transcription by RNA polymerase II
Cellular component (GO): nucleus
Molecular function (GO): protein dimerization activity; nuclear receptor binding
Source: RefSeq, a predicted model, not a curated record
UGCGCUCGAAGCAGCAUUUCUCAUUUAAACAAACACGGCAGUGGAAGAUGGCGGAGAGAGAAUCGUGCCUAAAUAAAUAGGAGAAACGGGGAGGAAGACGGACAGACGGGGGAAAGUGGCGGAAACCGACGCGUUCAGGAGAAAAGCGUAAAUCGGUGCUGAUAUGUGUAGAAGAUGAGCGGCGUGGGCGAGAACUCCAUGGAGCCUCUGUGCCCCGACCGUAAGCGCAAGCUCUCCACCUGCGACACGCCCGGCCUGGGGUGUGAGAAGCGGCGGCGGGAGCAGGAGAGUAAAUACAUCGAGGAGCUAGCGGAGCUGAUCUCGGCUAACCUCAGCGACAUCGACAGCUUCAACGUCAAACCCGACAAGUGCGCCAUCCUCAAGGAGACGGUCCGCCAGAUACGGCAGAUCAAAGAGCAAGGAAAGACCUCGUCCAGCGACGAUGACGUCCAGAAAGCCGACGUGUCCUCCACCGGUCAGGGCGUCAUCGACAAGGAUCACCUGGGGCCACUUUUACUUCAGGCCCUGGACGGCUUCCUGUUCGUGGUGAACAGGGAGGGGAGCAUCGUGUUCGUUUCGGAUAACGUGACCCAGUACCUGCAGUACAAGCAGGAGGAGCUGAUCAACACCAGCGUCUACAACAUCCUCCACGAGGACGACCGCGAGGAGUUCCACAAGAGCCUGCCCCGGAAUAAUCACGUGAACAGCAUGGCCUGGGGAGGAGAGGCUCCUCGACACAAGAGCCACACCUUCAACUGCCGGAUGCACGUCAGGUUCGGACCCGGUCCGGCCGACGACGCCCCGGGGAACCAGCGCUACGAGACCAUGCAGUGCUUCGCCCUCACCCAGCCCAAAGCCAUGAUGGACGAGGGAGACGAUCUGCACUCGUGUAUGAUCUGUGUGGCUCGGCGUGUCACGGCCCUGGAGAGAACGGAGAGCUUCAACACCAGACACGAGCUUUCAGGUAAGCUGAUCCAGAUCGAUCAGAAUUCCCUGCGCGCCACCAUGCGCCCAGGCUGGGAGGACCUGCUGCGACGCUGCAUCCAGAUGUUCCUGCAGCACAGCGACGGGCAGCCCUGGUCCCACAAACGCCACUACCACGAGGCUUAUCUUCACGGUCAUGCCGAGACCCCCGUGUACAGGUUUUCACUAUCGGAUGGCACCCCGGUGACGGCACAGACCAAAAGCAAACUCUACCGCCACCCCAUGAGUAACGAACCCCAAGGCUUCAUAUCAACCCACCUGCUGCAGAGGGAAUCCGGCGGCUGUCGUACCAAUCAGAGCGGCGGCAUGAUGCAGGGCGGUAUGAGGCAGCAGACCAUGGGAGCUGGCCACCCCAACGCCCAGAUGAACAUGGGUCCGGGCGGGGGCAUGGGCGGCAUGGGCAUGAACAGAGGUUACGGAAUGAAGGACGCGGGGCACAUGGGGGUCGGCGGAUCCGUGUACGGCGGCAACCGGAUGAUGCAGAUGAAUCAAAUGAGUCAAAUGAAUCAGAUGAACCAAAUGGGACAGAUGAAUCCCAUGAAUCACUCCGGGAUGCCGCAGCAUCAGCAGCCUCCUUUCCAGGCCACCGGGGGGUACGGACUCGGGGGCGUGAACAGCCCGUCUCAGGGCAGCCCGGUCAUGAACGGUCCUCAGUCCGGUGUCCUCAUGUCUCCCCGCAACAGAGGGAGUCCCAAAAUGGGCUCCAGCCAGUUCUCACCAGGAGGCAUGCACUCGCCCAUGGGUCCCGGCGGUGUGGGCACAUCAGGAGGUGGCGGAGGCGGCACCUCCUUUUCCAGCAGCUCCCUCAAUGCCCUCCAGGCGAUCAGCGAAGGCGUGGGCUCCUCCCUCCCCUCCACCCUCACCUCCCACUCCCCGGCCCACAAACCCGACAGCUCUCCCAGCGUCCACUCCUCCUCCUCCCAGCCCGGCCAGCCCUGCAAACCCGGACACGUGGACUCCAAGAGCCCGGCGGGGGCCUUCGGACUCGGAGCCGGGGACCAGCACCAUCCCCUGCAUCACCACCACCACCACGGGCACGCCCACCAGGCCGAGAGCGGCGCCGGAGACCGACCUGACAGUCAGGCCGGCGGGGGCGGCAAGGACCCCGGGGACGGAAGCGGCGAGGCUGGAAACGCGACGUCGGUGGCGCCUUCCCGGCUCGCAGACAGCAAGGGGCACAAGAAGUUGCUCCAGCUCCUCACCUCGCCCACCGAGGAGCUGGGACUGGGGGUCGGGAGCGGCCCGCCCGGACCUCCGAGCAGCACCGAGGGCAAGGAGCCAGCCUCGGUGAUGAGCCCCUCAUCGACGGGCGUCUCGUCGUCCACCAAUCAAAGCCAGGCUCAUGGAGCGGGAGGAGGAGCCUCAGCAGCCCUGGGCCCCGCCCACUACACGGCGUCUCUGCAGGAGAAGCACAAGAUUCUCCACAAGCUCCUCCAGAACGGAAACACGCCCGAAGAGGUGGCCAAGAUCACCGCCGAGGCCACCGGGAAGGCGGUGCUCGGCCAGGACGCCGGAGGAGACGCCGUGGGAGGCGCCGGCGCAGGAGGCGCGGCGACGUGCGAACCCAAGCAGGAGCAGCACAGCCCCAAAGAGAAAAAAACCAACGCGCUGCUGCACUACCUGCUCAAUAAUAACAACAGCAGCAGCAGCAGCAGCAAGGACGAGCCCAAAGAGCCCGGCGACGUCAAGCCCAAGCCUGAGGAGCUGGACGGGAAAGGAGGCACCGGCGGGAAUAACGGCGUUCCGCUCAGCAGAGGGGCGCAGGACAAACUGGAGGUCAAGAUCAAGUCCGAAACUCCUGACGAGUUGGACUCCAUCCUGGGAGGCCUGAGGGGUUCCGGACCUGAAUUCCCAGAACCGGGAGAUUUAGGAGCGCCUGCCGACGGAGGGAACAAACCUCGGACGUUUCCCGACGACGGGCUGAUAAACAGAGGAAUGGGGGUUCCCGAGAGAUCACCCAUGGGAGGAAACGGUGACUGGGCGAUGCCACGUUCAGGUGCCAGCCCCUCCAUGAUUCGGCCCGGCGUCGAGUCCCACAACAGCAAGGACAUGAUGGGAGGGCCCGGGGUCCCCAGGGUCAGCAGGUCCGGCGGUGUUCCUGGUGCCAGGUCCAUGCUGCAGCAGCAGCUUAUGGAGAUGGGAGCCGGUGACAUGGCGAUGGGAUCGUUCGGCCAGCAGCAGUCCCCAUCGUGGCCGGAUAGUAUGAUGGGAAUGGAAAACAGACGUCAGUUUGGUAACGCCCUGGAUGAUUUGCUGCUCCCUCCCUCCACCUCAGAGGGACAGAUUGAUGAGAGAGCUCUGUUGGACCAGCUCGACUCUCUGCUCAACAACGCCGACGUUUUGGCUUUAGAGGAGAUCGACCGCGCCCUGGGCAUCCCCGACAUCAUCAGCCAGGGUCAGGGCGGGGAGCUGCACCCGGAGCCCUUCCCCGCUCAGGAUCCCUCCAUGAUGAUGGAGCAGAAGCCCAUGUACCCCCAGGGCUACCCCGGCCCCCCGUCCAUGCCCAUGCCCUCCAACUACGGCGCCAACCCCAUGCAGGGGCAGGGCGGGCACCCUCCCGGACCCUACAGCCCGAUGCUCAACCAGAUGGGCCAGCAGGGCAGCUACCCUGGAAUGGGUGGGAUGGGGCCCAUGGGGGGCAUGGGGCACCCGCGCGCCGGCAUGAUGAGGCCGAGGAUGAUGAGCGCCGCCAAACCCACCCGGCUGCAGCUGCAGCAGAGGCUUCAGGGGCCACAGUUUAUGAGCCAGGCUCGUCAGGGUAUGGGCAUGAAGAUGGAGAAUCCGGGAGGAGGACCUGGCAUGAGGCCUGGCAUGCAGCCUGGCAUGGGAGGACAGCCUGGUUUCCUGAACGCUCAGAUGAUGGCCCAGCGCAGCAGAGAGAUCAUGAUGGCACAGAGGAGGCACCGGAUCAUGAUGAUGAUGCAGCAGCACCAGCAGCAGGCAGCGGGCGGAGGCUUCAGCCCCCCUCCCAACGUCACCGCCCCAACGGGCAUGGAGGGCAUGGCGGGCCCCGGCAUGGGUCAGCAGCAGUUCGCCUACGGGGGGGGCUACGGCGACCCCGCCUCGUUCGUCCCCGGCGGAGGACCCAGCCCCCCCAGCGCCAUGAUGCCCGGGCGCAUGGGGCCUCCGCAGAACCCCAUCAUGCAGCAGCACCCCCAGGGAGGUGCCAUGUACCAGGGUCCAGACAUGAAGGCGUGGCCUCAGGGGGCGAUGCCACGCAGCAGUUCGUACCCGCAGCAGGCGUUCGGGCAGCAGGGAUCCGCCGGGCAGUACGGUGGCCCCAUGAUGAUGAACAGCGCCAACGGCGGCCACAUGGGCCAGAUGAACAUGGGCAUGAUGGGUAGGAUGCCCAUGGGACCAGAUCCGAAAUAUUAAAGAGGUCGCCUGGAGGAGCGGAGGGCUCCCGGUUCAGGGGAAAUGGCCGGACCUCGUUCGGACCUCGUUCGGACCUCGUGCACUGUGUAAUUAUACACGUACCGACACACAGACUGAAAGCUGAUCUCAGAUCUUCGCCUGGACCGUCCUCCUCCUCUUUUUGUCCCUCAGUAUUCGUCUACGUCUUUUCUGUCUCUAAAGCUCUGAGCUGUCUGACUAACGGAAAGCGGUUGGAAUGUAAAUAUGGCGCCGAGGCCGACCGUCUGGAUGUAAGCUCGGCGUCUGUCUGGUCAAAGGUACCGCCGGGAUCGCACUUUACCAGGAAAGCUAAGCCGACCCGCGGCGGAAGGAUCGUUGCAAUAUAUUUGGGGGUUUGGACACCGAGACAAGCACAGGUUCGAUCUGGCCGCGCAGGGCGGAGCAAUAAUCCGGCGCCGCGGACACGCCGAGGCGCCGCAGUAUUAGAGCGACUCUGUGAUCCGCCUGUAAAUACGCUUCAGAUGUAUUUUAUCCGCUUUUGUAGCUCCGAAUCACGUUUUUUGCACACAUGGGCGAGCUUGCUAUACGAACCGUGAGCCGGCUGUUCUGCGUUUUAGCUCAAUUCAGCUUUUAUUUACUUUUAUCUUGUUUGUAAUAUUCGUGUAAGAGCGCGCGGCUUUUGCUGAUUGUCUUUAACAUAAACGCGACCGUGUUUAUCGUUUAUUGUUUUUAAAAAAGCACUUUUGUACGAUUAUUCAUCACGUCAGACUCGUUCUCGCUGUAUUAUACUGUACACACGUCCAUUUACGCUCAUGUGGAGGAAUUUUGAGGACCAAAUGACCUCUGUUCUGAUUGGUGCGUCCACUCGAUUGGCUUCACGCUCUAUGUGAAUGAGUAAAUGAAAAAAAAAAAUCGCAUUUAUUUAAAUGAAUAAAUCAGAGAUUAAAUAAUAAAUACAUGUUUUGUGCCUUAUUUAAUCAUGGUAAGUUAUGUAUUGUGGUUUAACACACCGUGUGUGUGUGUGUUCAUUUGGUUCCUAAAAUCCCUCCGUCCACUAAAACUAAACUUCAUUCAGUAGAAAUAAAUCUGCGUUCCAGUACAUUUUGCUUCUACAGCUCCAGUGUUUGAUGUGAACGUGACCCACGAGUGGCUGUACAGACGUUUCGGCUUUACGUCAGCAUCGUAGCGAAGUGUAAAGCUCAAUUAGCCAACCACACACACACACACACACACACACACACGUGUUACACCCGGACGAGCUGUGUGUGUAAUUGUGCUGAUUGUUUUUUUUUUUUUGUCUUCUGUGUUAAAUUAUUCGCUCUCAACGGUUUGAAAACUGUACGGCAUGCUAACUAUGCUAACUUGUAUCAUGAUACCUGCCGCCGGUUUUAUAAAGACGACGUUAAACACGC